Molecule: messenger RNA, 492 nt
Organism: Miscanthus lutarioriparius
Lineage: Eukaryota; Viridiplantae; Streptophyta; Magnoliopsida; Poales; Poaceae
Source: the annotation of a GenBank genome assembly
AUGGCAAAACCUGCCACGCGUGUGCCAAAUUCUCCCGAUGCGCGUGACCAAAACGGUCCGCGGCACGCACGUCUGCACGUUCGCGGCUUCAGCAGGUUACAGGAGGAGCAGUGCGGCGGCGGCUUCGUAGACUCCCCGGCCUUCGCCGUCGCCGGCCUCCACUGGGCCAUCCGGUACUACCCGGGCUCCGACGACGGCGAUGGCGAGCGCGGCCACGUGGGUACCUUCGUCAGGCUUCUGACCGAGGGCGUGGUGGCGCGGGCGUCCGUCGGCCUCCUGCUCCUGGACCAGACCAAUGGCCUCGCCGACGCCCUCAUCUGGGACGAGCACCGCACGCUGUUCGACGCGGCGGCGAGCGCGGACUCGUGCACCAGGGGCACCGGCAAGCUCGCCACGCGGAGCGAGCUCAAGGGGUCACGCUUCGUCCGCGGCGACUGCCUCAUGAUAGAAUGCGUCCUCGACGACGUCUGCCGGGAUAACAGGCUGAAAUAG